Molecule: messenger RNA, 2351 nt
Organism: Salvia splendens (bonfire salvia)
Lineage: Eukaryota; Viridiplantae; Streptophyta; Magnoliopsida; Lamiales; Lamiaceae
Exons: 2
Coding region: 588-1610 (340 amino acids)
Source: RefSeq, a predicted model, not a curated record
AGAAGAAAUGAUUGCCCCUUUUGAAUCUGGGCCUCUGUGAAUUGUGACUGUGUAGUCGUCAGUCGGUCAAAAUUCAUAGUGUUUCUCUCUCCUGAUCGAUCUACCCCUCUUUCUCUCUUUCAAUUUUUUUUGCCUUUUGGUUGUGGGGAUGUGUCAGGUUGAAUGGAUUUCCUUGGCCUUUUCUUAUUGCUAAUAAAUACUACCAACGCUUUUCCUUUCUCUCUCCCUCUUAAAUCUGUCCAUCACUUUUUGGGGUUAGUGCUUUGCAUUAGUAGUUUUAGAUUUCCACUUUUAACUUUCAAGAUUGUUGAUAAUUUUAAGGCCGAAGCUAGGUUUCAAUUGAGAGAGAGAAUAGUCAUUUGUGAUUACUGAUUACUGAUUUGCAAUCUGUGUUUAUAUAUAUAUAUAUGUAUGUAUGUAGAGAGAGAGAGAGAGAGAGAAAGCCAUAACCCAUAACCAUGUUUGCAUUAAAAUCCCUAAAUCAGUACUGAACACAACGUGUUCGAUGAAAAGAUUCAUACAGUAUUGAUCAAAAACUGAUUCACAAAAUAGCACCUUUUUUCUCUCUCUCUCUCUCUUUCUAUUGCAUGGAUCUGACAGUAGCAAGCCAAGGUGGCGGCGGCGGCGGGGUGGUUCAGCGCGACUACAGGAAGGGGAACUGGAACAUCAAGGAAACGAUGACGCUGAUCGAGGCGAAGAGGAUGGACGACGAGCGGCGGAUGAAGCGGCUGGGCGACACGGCGGAGAGGGGGAAGCCGGCGGAGCUGCGGUGGAAAUGGGUGGAGGACUACUGCUGGAGAAACGGCUGCUUCCGGAGCCAGAAUCAGUGCAACGACAAGUGGGACAAUCUGAUGAGGGAUUUCAAGAAAGUGAGGGAGUUUGAGCGGAAAAUCGCGGCGGAGAGAGGCGGCGGCGGAGGAGGAGGGGAGCAGGAGAAGUCGUAUUGGAGAAUGGAGAAAACGGAGAGGAAAGACAACAAUUUGCCCUCGAACAUGCUGCCGCAGAUAUACGAGGCGCUUGUGGCGGUGGUGGAGAGAAAAGGGCAAUCAGCCACGGCGGCGGGAGGUAGUAGUGGCGGUGGUGGUGGUGGUGGGGCCGGGAGCUCUAUUGGAAAUGUUGCAAUUACUAGUGGACAUUUUUUGGGACAGCAGCAUUCAAUGCCGUCUCCUAUUGUUCAGUGCCAGACUCUUCCUUCUCCGGCAAUGCUUACGCCACAACUGCCGCCACCGGCGUCACUUCCAUCUGCUCAACCAUUACCCACACCAGAUUCCGACACGAGCGAGUACUCUGGGUCACCGGCAAAGAGAAGGCGGCGAAGAGGCGGAGGUGGAGAAGGAACGAGCGGAAGUGGCGCCGCCACGCUGCAAGAAGUAGGGUCUGCGAUAUCAAGGAGUGCUUCAAUCAUAGCAGAAGCAAUUCAAUCAUGCGAGGAUAGAGAAGAGGAAAGGCACAAAGAAAUGGUGAGUUUGCACAAGAGAAGGCUCCAAAUUGAGGAAUCAAAGGCUGAGAUCAAUCGGCAAGGCAUCAACGGCCUCGUCGACGCCAUCAACAAGCUCGCAAACUCCAUGCUUGCUUUGGCAGCCAACAGAAGCCAGCCCUCUCCCAAAUAAUUAAUUACUUCAUUAAUUGAUGAUCAAUUCUUAUAUUUAUAUUUAUAUAUAUCUAUAUAGUCAUUUCCAUUAAUGGUGCAUAAAUGUAGAGAAAGAGGGAGCUGGCUGGGAUCGAUUCAUUAGGUUAAUCAUCCAAUAGUCUGUAAUUAAUCUUGUUAUUUCAUGCGUAGUGAUGGAUUAAUUAGAGAAAAUUAAAAAAUGUUGGUUGCCACGUGGGAAAAGGUGAUGGUCAAAGAGGGUUAGGAGUCAAGAUUUCAAGUGUGGGAAACACUGCAACACCAUUGCGCAGAGUGGCCAUUUAUGCGUUAUUAUUGGUGUCAGCGUUGUUGUUUUGUCAAGGGACUGCCUUGCCUCACUGUGUGUUGUGUGUGUGAAUUUUUAAAAUUUUUAUUUUAUUUAUUUCAAGAAUGUGAAAAAGAAAAGAAAAAAAAGGUGUUUGGCCUUUCUCUUUCCCAUCACACACACCGUUGAUUCUUCUCUCUCUCUUCUGCUUCUCUCUCAUGGGUAUUUCAGCUUUUUGCCUUUUGAGACCCAUUCGUGAGACCGACUGCCACCAAUAUCACUGUAAAUUCAUUGCACCAUAUCGUGCACACAUUUUCGAAGCUACGGAGGAAUAAGUUUAUCUUUUGGUAUUCAAUUUCAUUGCAUAUAUAUGUACAAUCUCAUAUAUAUUCUCAUUCCUUUGUAUUUACUAAUCUAAUGUUUUUUUUAUUGUGUAUUAUGAUACGGGAUUUUGUCGAA